GCCGAUAAAAUUAUUUCUCCUUGUUUUGCCAAUAUGGCGCCUUUUGUGUUAUGAGAUGACAACAUCGCAGUUUGUGUCCUAUUUGUCAUUAGAUCUUAAAAAUCAACAAUAAUUAUCUACCUCAUAAGUUCAAAGAAAAUCGGUAAUUGUUAUGGAAAUAGUAUUUACGUGGCAACGUGUGCUAUAACUGUUGUUUACGCUUACGAAUGCGUCUGUGGGAAAAGUACUUGGGGUCCCGUAAAAAUGGCGGGUGUGUUAUCUUUAUGGGUUGUGUUUUCCUUCCAAUCGGAGAAAGUUGAUGAUUCGUUCUAGGAGUGGUAUUUUACUGACGAAGACUUGUUAAACAUAUUGAUUACGGAUUUUGGACACGGAAUGUGUAACUUGGUAUUUUGACAUUAGAAGUGUUCGGUUUGGCAAGAGGGGUGCAAUAAAGUCAUCGUUUUUGAUGAAAUUAUCAGUAUGUCGCGCUGGGGCAGAGGCCGUGCCGGCAGCGUGGCCGUGCCGUUGGACAGUGCCCUCUUCAGAGAGAACAGUAACUGCCCCACAGCUGCUCGCUCGGCAGGAACAGUGGGCAAAUGGGGAAUCACCAGCUUCACUUCAAUCAGAAGCGCACCUUAUGCAUUUGCUAAUAAUGUUGUCAAGAAACCAGUUCAAGAUCAAAACAGUCCGCUGACAGUGCCAGCAGUUGAAACUGAACAGCCGCCACCAAAGCCUAAGAAAUUCUUCAAGUCUCGAAAUGCCGAGGCUUACCCACCAGUUCCACAGAUCACCUACGCUCCUCCUGUACCUGCUGCCCCACUUUCACCUGAGCAUCCUUCUAAUAGCAAAGAAAAGAAAACCAAUAAAAGAAGUAGAGUCUAUAACAGAGACUCAUCAUCACCAGAACUUCCUAGGCGCAGUUUUGAAAAGUCCAAGUCGAAGAAAAAUUCUGUGGCCACUAAGGCUUCCAGAAAGGAGGACCCAUCAUCAGAUGCGCAACCUCCAAACAAACGAUAUUUGGUCCGCAAUCGGGAUAAAGUUAUCAAUUAUGCUGAAGAUGGCAGCAAUAGUCCUAUACCAGAUUUUAGUAGAUAUGAACCUCUUCAACCAAAGCUAAACAGAGUUACUCAGAGCCAGUCCCCGAAAAUUCCGUCGCCCAUGGCUAGUCCAGUCUUGGCUAGCCCUACUCCCAUAAAAACUGGAGUUGUCAGUCCAUCUACAAGCAAAGACUCAAAUGAAGAGAGAAAACCACCACCUAUAGUUUUGAGGAUAUCUAAAGGUACAUCAAGAAUCGUUAGUACAGACUCCAAUGAAGGCUUGACGUCUCCUGGUUCUGACAGACAUUCCUCAUUGGAUACACAUUCAGAUUUUGGAUCUGAUCACAAGAAAAGCCCUUCAAUGGAGACAAUAUGCUCUCCUAAGCAUGAAGGUCUGAAAAUUACUAUUAAAUGUGCUGGUCUCAACCAAGAAAGUAAGAAAGAAAAGAAAAAGGAAAAGAAAGAACACAAGUCACAUAAAAAGCACCAUAAGAAUACUGAUGAUGAAUCUAAGAAAAUUACUUCUCCGUUACCAGGUUCAGAUGCAUAUGAUAUUUAUAAAACACUUGCUUCACCUGUACAUAAUCCACCAUUAUUACAUAGACAUUCAGGAGUUGAUGACAUUGAAAGUCAACUAGAAAAGUUGGAUUCAACUGGUAACAAUUCCAAGUCACCUAGAUUAGAAAUGCAACCGAAAGAACCUCCACCAGAACCUAAACCUCCUGAAGCGUCAGGUGGACGGUCAAGAAGGAACAGACCUAAUAUUAAUUAUAGUGAAAAUGAUGACUAUCUAGAUGUUUUAACUAGUGGUUAUUCAAAUAAAAAUGCAGCAAAAGCAGUUGUUGAACCUAAAAAAGAACCUAGGAAAGGGAAGAGGAAGUUUGAAGCACCACCCAUACCUGAGACUACCCCUGUUGUUGAGCCUGAGAUUAGUCAAGGAAUUGAAACUGAAUCUGAAAAUAAGUUGGAGAAGAACGACUUGCUUAACAUAUUAUCUAGUGAAACAGAAGUCACUAAACCAGUUGAUUCUCUCAAACUGAAAAUACAUAAAAAACACAAGCAUAAACAUAAGCAUUCAAGUCCAGACUACAGUGUGGAGCUUCCGCAAGAAAACAAUCUACCUCAAGAGGAGGUUGAAAAUAAUCAGGAAGCGAUGCAAACAGAACAAGAACAAACUGAAGAGAAUCAAAUGCCGGAAGAGCAUAUGAACGUAAAUGAAGACCCGGGUAUUUCUCAAACUAAUACACAAUCGACAGAUUCUGCAUACAAUAGCUGUCAUAAUGAAGAAGAGGAUACUAAUAAAAUUCAGCAGGAAGAAGUGUUUAAGUCUCCACAAGGCAUGGGUGACUCUGAGGAGCACAGUGAAGACAAGCCUAGCGUAAAGUUAGUGAUCACAAAGAAGAAGGGUUCCAUAUUUAAGAGCAAGUCUUUGGUAAAUGAUAAUCCAUCGCCACUGCCUGCGAGGAAAAGACGUCAUCUUUAUAGACAUGAAUGGGCUAAUGAUAAGGGUAAUGAGACUCCAAGACCAGAACAAGCAGAAAAUCCAGAAGCUCGGACCACUGUUAGUCAAGUGCCAGAGGAGUUGACCCGAGUAACUAGAUAUAAGGCCCCUGAUCCAAUAGUUGAUGAUCUAGAUGCAGGCGAGACAGUGAAACCUUACACAAGUGUCCGAUGCGCAAAGGAGGCUAAAGAAUUCUACACAGUUGUCAGAAAUGUUAAGAAGGCCCAUCAAAUUCAAGAAAUUGGUGAAUUCCAAGAGCUAAAUGAUGAUGUGGAAUACCUGUUAGACGCGUUACAGGACAACAAUCCGAUGUCGACGCGUUGCCUGUCCGCCAUCACGCUAGCUAGCAAGUGCACGGCGCCCGCGUUCCGAAUGCAUCUGCGCGCUCACGGCAUUGUGCAGAAGUUCUUCAGUGCACUGCAUGAUGCCACCAAUGACCAGAGUCUCGGCUUGUGCACGGCGACGGUGAUGUUUGUGUUGUCGCAGGAUCGACUCAACAUGGACUUAGACCGUGAAUCGCUGGAACUCAUGUUGAACUUACUCGAGUCUGACGUGUCGCACAAGAACGCUUUGGACGACUGUGGGCUCACAUCAGCGCAGCUGGCCAAAACGCAAGAGCGCGUGCGUGAGCUGUGCGCAGAGAUCAAAAGCCAAGGGAAAGCGCAGCACUUGGAUUUGGAUAACAUAACGGUCGGCCACCUGGCGAUGGAGACUCUUCUCUCGCUGACGUCGAAACGCGCUGGAGAGUGGUUCAAAGAAGAGUUGCGGGUACUGGGUGGUGUGGACCACAUCGUGCGGACUAUCCAGGACUGCGCCGAGCGGCUAGAAGCGCCGGCGGCUACUUGGAGCGCUGCUGAUGUUGACGUGUUAAGGAAGGCAGACCGCUGCAUGCGUGUGUUGGAGAAUGUCACUCAACAAAACGAGGACAAUCAACUAUACCUUGUCAGCGAGUCGCUAGGAGCGCCGCGGACGCUUGCAGCGUUACUGAGGCGCUGUGCCGGCGAAGCGAGACUAGAGAGCGACUUACGCGGUCCGUUAUUAGACGCCGCGCUACCCGCUAUCAAAGUGCUGGUCAACCUGUCACACUCCUUCGGCAAUAAUGUAUCACGAGGCGCUCAAGUAGUGGGUGAACAACCGUCUGUUAUGGAGAUCUGCUUGAUCCUGUUACAAAAUCAAGGGAACUUCAUACCAGAUGACAGAAACUUCGAAUUUAGCGUUUGUGUACUUCUCCUUCUAAUAAACUUGGUGCAAAACAACGAAGUAAAUACGCAGCAACUUCUCAACGUACGGAUUCGCGUCGACAACGAAGAAGACGUCAUCUCGAGGAGUAUAUCUGCGUUGGACCUUAUCGUUGAUCUGUUCCACAUACGGGAAGACUUGGCCAGGCGAGCUGAAGAAAACACAGACGCUAUUUUGGACGGAGAGAAAGACAAAAAGCAAUCUCAAGAUGAUAUUGACGAAACUGUGGCUAAACUGCUGGCCAGAGCAGGCACUCACAUGGAGCAUACCAUGGUAGGCGCGUACGUGGCGCUCCUACUUGGCCACAUGGCCAUCGUGGCGCCUGAACUGGCCGAGGCUGUGAAAGCGCGCGUACCGUCCUACGCGCCUCUGCUGCCUACACUGCAUAAAUACUACACGUUCUUGUCUCUCACCGCCAGUGCCGAGGCAGCGAUAGUAGCGCACGUGAAAGCAACGCACCGCAUCAUCCAGUUCAUGGAGGCGAGCGACAAGGCCCUCCAGGCGGGCCCCGCCCCCCAGCCCGCCGCCCCCGCGCCCUUCAGCACCUACCCCGCGCGGUACUACGCAGGCUCCUCCCCCUCCGACGUGCCGCAAGACAUGUCGCUCAGCAACCUCAACUACAGCAUGGCCGGCGCCUACGGAACCCCCGACCGACCCUCUAUGGAGGUGGACUACCACUGAGACAGGUGGGUCCCGCGGCGCCCCGGCUGACGUUGAGUUCUAUUAAUUUCACUCCGGGCACCGGCGCGAUAGAUCAUAACCGUAGGCUAAACUAGUUGUACGAUAAACAAUCACGAUUCUGUCGUUCCCGACCACCGAGCGAAUGAGACUCCAUGUGAUAAGACUUGUACAUAUAAACCGGCGAAUCGAUCCUUGUAUAUUAUGAACCCGACUAGUAAUAGGAUACAUGCCAUUCGAAUAGGAAUACCGUAACGUAGGUGGUGGAUGUAUGGUUGCACACGGCCGCCGUAGGGCCACGUCUUUUUGUAUCGAUAUCUCUUCCUUCUCUAAAAUUAUGGUGUAAAUAUAAUUCGCAGACUGUUAAGAAAUAGGUAGUUGUGUUGAUCUUGGAAAUGGGUUAUGAAGUCUUAAUUAAAUUGAGAUAUUCCGAGUUUAAGCCACUGAACUGGCAAUAUAAAAGUGCAAAAAUAGUCGUGUAAGUGUAUAAUAGAUAUGUAUUCUUUUAUGUGAAUAUUGUGUCUGCACUUUUUGUAUCAUACCGCUCUGAGAGGGUUACGAUUUACUAGAGUAUUGUUCUAACGAGGCACAAUCCUUUAUUGUAAAUAAAUUUUAGCUAGUAUCAAUAGUUUGGUCUUUGUUGAGUAAAUUAGAGAUGAGUAGGCAUGGAUAAUUUAAUUCGAUCGUUUGAGAUUCCGUAUAAAGCCGCCCGCGCGGGACUAAUGUACAAACGGCGCCAGGGCUCCUCGGAGCCGCGGCGUGCGGUAGAUAAUUACUGAAUAGGGAAAAUUAUGAUGUUGGAUUUUUAACCGCUAGUUGUUAGAACUAGGCAGCGAACGAAGAUAGAUAGAAUUAUUAUUCCUUGGUCUAGUGUCUUGUUUCCGAGAGACUUCCGUUCACGACCUGACUGAUUGUCCGAUAGGAUAUUUCGAGUUUUAUUUUUGAUCGUUGGUUAGGUUACUAAUUUUUUAAAAUUUUAUUAAUAUGCUAAGGCACAUGAACUACUUAAUCUUGAAUUCUGUUUGCACUUUUGAUGGUGUUUUCUAUAUCAACGAUGAAAUGAAGUUUAUGGAUAGUGUUAUUGUGGAUAUUAAUCGAAAGCUAUCAAUUUACCUGAGAUUUGUUACAAAAUAUAUGACUUUUAAUACUUGAGCUGGCUCGAUGACAGUCCCACUGAAUGUGGAGUGAUAUUUUAAUAUUUUGUAACGAAAUUGUUUCGCGGUGGACUGGGUUGCUUUCUGUUGUGUCGUGGUGUAACGGGUAUUGACAGUUCUUGCGCCUUAUUCACAUGGAGAUUUGAUGAGAGUGUUAUUAUUACGUUAUAUCAAAUUGUGGCUAUAGACGUAAAAUAUAGAUAAUUUUACUAUAUUGCAUGUACAUUGGAUUCCAAAACGUUUUUUUACAGAAUAAUGACAUUAUUAUAAAAACUGAUGUCGAAGAAGUUAUGUUAUAAUCGACGCGACCUCAGUGUGGUCUAAGGACAUGUACCCAUAGAUACAGCCCUGCUACACAUUUCUAAAUCGCAUACUCAAGAGAAACCUAGUUACGGUGUUUUCGAAUUUACCGAUUCCAGAACGUUUACUGUCAUUGCUUUCUCCAUGAAACCAUGUCACAAGAUUGUAGCUGGGCUGCAGUUUGUUUCAGACAAGCCAGUGCCAAUGGAAGAACGAAAUGUCAGAAAUGCGAAAUCGUCAUUUUUGUAUGGAUUACAUCAUUUUUUCGCAACUUUGUCCUUCGUUUAUGAUUAGCACCAGCUUGCUUGAAACCAACUAUACCUCGUAAUUCCGUUUCACGCGGUGUGACCUAAUAUCUGGGUUAUCACGUAAUAAGGUUUCCAAACGGAUAAAAGGGCUGAGACACGCAAUCGAAUGGUUCACCUAUGUAGAAAAUCACCUAUGUGAUUGUCUAGUUUGAACUGGAUGACGUUCAUCACAAAUUACGAUUGUUAAUUCUCAUUAGCUUAUUUGUUAACGGGUCAACUGCAUUGGAUGUGUGCCCUAGCCCUUACUGGAUAAUAGAACUACUGUUAGGAGUUAAAUAUUCAGUAAAUUCGUUAUUCUUUAAAUGUUAACCCAGAUAUUAGCAUCUUAUAACUGCAUAAAAAACGAUAUUUUCAGACAGCUUUACUAUUUUUUAAGGGUUUUGUUAUUAUAAUUUCCGAUAAGUGUUUGUACGCGG
Messenger RNA from Ostrinia furnacalis (Asian corn borer), 6612 nucleotides. It is a transcript of the gene wapl, whose product is annotated as cohesin release factor wings apart-like. Lineage: Eukaryota; Metazoa; Arthropoda; Insecta; Lepidoptera; Crambidae. The transcript has 15 exons. Bases 460 to 4437 code for a protein of 1325 amino acids. The record is from RefSeq and is a predicted model, not a curated record.